This is a messenger RNA of Anolis carolinensis (green anole), 5088 nucleotides long. RefSeq names its product myeloperoxidase. The transcript is spliced from 12 exons. The record is from RefSeq and is a predicted model, not a curated record. Bases 2926 to 5073 code for a protein of 715 amino acids. Lineage: Eukaryota; Metazoa; Chordata; Lepidosauria; Squamata; Anolidae. Gene Ontology annotation, molecular function: peroxidase activity; heme binding. Gene Ontology annotation, biological process: defense response to bacterium; response to oxidative stress.
UGUGAUGACAACUACUGUACAGUAUAUAAUAAAUGUUCAUUUUUUUGUUCAACAAUAAAUGUGAAUUUUUCUUCAUGGAAAAAUAAGACAUCCCCUGAAAAUAAGACCUAGCACAUCUUUGGGAGCAAAAAUUAAUAUAAGACACUGUCUUAUUUUCGGGGAAACACGGUAUUGAUAAAUUUUUCAAGCGCCUUUGUUUCCACAAUUGUGACCAUUCCAUUUCAUUUAUUUUCAUAAUACUGAAGUUUUGAUGGUCCAUUCUACCUAUUUUGGUGGAUUUAUUUCCACGUAAGGAAGGGGCAUUAGGGAUCAUAAUGCAAACAUACCUUGCAACUCAAUUGUUAAGGGAAACCAUGGCAAAGAAAUUAAGACAAGGAUGGAGAUUGCAAUCAAGAAAUGAGAAGAUGCAGAUAGAAUCAUAGAAUAGUAAAGUUGGAAGAUAAGGAAAGACAGGUCCAGAGGAAGAAGGCAAGACCCUGAAAUCUAAAGGUGCAUCAUUGAAUGCUGACGUUAGGAUGGUCCGUGUCGAGGUCAAUGACAGUGAAUGGAGUCUUUGGGAGACUUGACGUUGCUGUGUGUGGCAAAUACGAGAAAUAAAUAUGCACGUGUUGCCAUCUGGAAGGCACAAUCAAAGCCUUCCAGACAGAUGUCCAUCAGACUCCGGAAGAUAAAGAGUUUAAUUGUGUCCCAAGAACAGCCAGCCAGGUGUAUCUGACCGGGUCCUUUUUUGUGAGCGACAGCUUGGGUGCGGAUCCUCCAGUCUUUCUCGAAAUGACAGAUGAGCGAUAGACGGAUUUCCUUGUGCAAACACUGACAUUGAUUGCCCGUCUUCGGCGGGUGUUUGCUUUGGUGUAACCAAAUAUCAACCUGCUAUAGAUUUUUGUUUUAACCCACUUCUCCUCCCCCCCCCCUCAGGUUGUGUGUGCUUUUGCCUUAGUCACGACAAUUCUGGGGAAAAGAAAAUAUGAGAAUUUCUCUUUUAUUGGCCUGGUUUCCUUCUUUGGAAGAGAGGAGCUGAUUCUCGGAAAGUGUUACGCAACAGAAGCAAAACAGAGGCACCUUUCAACUUGAUUUAUGGCUUCUGGUGGUUCAGGAGUGACCCACAUCCAUGGUGCGAAAUCCCACAAAGCUCGUAGUUGAUGGAGACGAGGGUUCGAAUCUCGCUUGGCUAUAGAAACCCAUUGGUUGACCUUGGUGGAUGGAGACUAGGGUUCGAAUCGCCACUUGACUAUAGAGUCCCAAUGGUUGACCUUAGUUCACAGAGACAAUCUCCACUUGGCCACAGAAACCCAAUGGUUGACCUUGUUUGACGGAGACAAUCUCUGCUUGACCAUAGAGACCCAAUGGUUGACCUUGGUUGAUGGAGACAAUCUCCACUUGACCAUAGAGACCCAGUGGUUGACUUUGGUUGAUGGAAACAAUCUCUGCUUGGUCACAGAAACCCAAUGGUUGACCUUGUUUGAUGGAGACAAUCUCUACUUGACCAUAAAGACCCAAUGGUUGACCUUGGUUGAUGGAGACAAUCUCCACUUGACCAUAGAGACCCAAUGGUUGACUUUGGUUGAUUGAGACAAUAUCUGCUUGGUCACAGAAACCCAAUGGUUGACCUUGGUUGAUGGAGACAAUCUCCACUUGACCAUAGGGACCCAAUGGUUGACCUUGGUUGACUGAGACAAUCUCCACUUGACCAUAGAGACCCAGUGGUUGACUUUGGUUGAUGGAAACAAUCUCUGCUUGGUCACAGAAACCCAAUGGUUGACCUUGUUUGAUGGAGACAAUCUCUACUUGACCAUAAAGACCCAAUGGUUGACCUUGGUUGAUGGAGACAAUCUCCACUUGACCAUAGAAACCCAAUGGUUGACCUUGGUUGAUGGAGACAAUCUCCACUUGACCAUAGAAACCCAAUGGUUGACUUUGGUUGAUUGAGACAAUCUCUGCUUGGUCACAGAAACCCAAUGGUUGACCUUGGUUGAUGGAGACAAUCUCCACUUGACCAUAGAGACCCAAUGGUUGACUUUGGUUGACUGAGACAAUCUCUGCUUGGUCACAGAAACCCAAUGGUUGACCUUAGUUGACGGAGACUUGGGUUCGAACAUCUGGUAGACCAUAGAAACCCAACGGUUGACUUUGGUUGGUGGAGACCUGGGUUUGAAUCCCCACUCCACCAGGGAAGCCCAAUAGUGACUUUGAUGGAGACGAUGCUUUGGCGUAUAGGAGGUCCAGAGGUGAUCUUUACUCCUGGAAAAUUAUGGGGUGUGGCCAUGGUCAAAACAAGUGGGGUUCAUGAAGACUUUAUUCCAAACAGCACGUAGAGUAUUUAAAAAAUAUGAUACGACUCGGUCAAUGUUGGACAGAUCCAGAGACUGUAUAGAAGUAUAGAAACUUAUUGGUUGACCUUGGUUGGUGGAGACCAGGUUCAAAUCCUGGAUGAGAAACCCAUGGUCUUGGGGUCUCCAUGAGAAUGGAAUCUGGCCCCAAGAAAAGGAAGCUUUUCUAAGCCCAGGAAGGAGAGCACCUAACAAAAGUGACCUUUCAGCCCCAAAGAAACAAGGAAAUCAACCUCUAUGAAUCCAGCCAGCAAAUAUUUCCCCUUUGGAUUAUGCCACCUCGAUUACUGUUUCCUGAUUUUUGAAGUCGUCGGUCCCAUCAAAGCCCGUGUUUGCCUUUUGCCGGGGCUAUAAAAGCCCUCUGCCAGCGGGACGAACGUCACAAAAGCCCCGGAGUAGAUCGGCGGAGGUGAGUGUCAUCAACGUUGACUCAGGGAUGGGUGUUGAUACCUAGAUACGAUUGACAAACAUAUUGAUUCCGAAUUGCAAUGCGAGUUUAAACUCAAGGCGAUGUUCUCCUGGGAGUGGCUCCCCAAACUACAACUCCCAGGACUACAUCGCUUUGGCUCCAAAUUCCGCAAUUUUGUUCUUUGCAGCCAUGAAGGGAAGCCUUGCGGUGCUGUGUCUCUUGGUCGCUUUCGCGGACAAGACAGAGUCCGAAUCUUCCUCCGAAGAAGAUGAUACUUCCAACGAACUCACGGGCCAAGAGCUUUUGAGCAGCAUCAACGAAGCCAAAAAGAUGGUGGACGAGGCAUAUAAAGUCUCGAGAGAGAGAUCCAAGGCGGAUGCGGACAAAACCCACGUCACUCCUGCGGAUUUCCUGAAACACCUAAAAGAGCCGGUGGCCGCGACCCGGACAGCCCUUCGAGCCGCCAGUUAUUUGGACACCUCUUUGGACCUCCUGAAGAAGAAGCUCCAGAAGAAAUGGAUGAGGCCCUUCAACCUCACCGAUGUCCUAACCAGCAAGCAAAAGGAGACCAUUUCUAAAGCGACCGGCUGUGACUACGUGACGCGUCCCAUCUCCUGUCCGCUGAACAGCCCCUACCGGACCAUCACCGGAGAAUGCAACAAUCGGAAGCACCCCCAUUACGGCGCCUCGAAUCGAGGCUACGCCCGCUGGCUCCCGGCCGAGUAUGAAGACGGCAUCUCCCUCCCAAGGGGCCUCAUCCAAGGGCAGCUUUAUAAUGGGCACACUCUCCCAUUGGUGCGGAGCGUCUCCAACGAGAUCGUCGCCACCUCCAACGAGGACAUCACCGAGGACCAGGAGCGCUCGCUGGCCUUCAUGCACUGGGGCCAAUGGGUGGACCAUGACAUGGACCUGGCCCCCAUGACCCAGACCAGCAUUGACAACAAGCAGGUCGAGUGCGACACCAGCUGCAAUUACGCCCCGCCGUGCUUCCCCAUCAAGGUCCCCCCGGGAGACCCCCGGAUCAAGAAGCCCGGCGUCUGCAUGCCCUUCAUCCGGACGGCCCCGGCCUGCAACCCCACCACCUACGUCCGGGAGCAGCUCAACGCCAUCACCUCCUACCUGGACGCCAGCAUGGUCUACGGCAGCGAGGAGGCCCUGGCACGCAGCCUACGCAACCACAGCAACGACCUGGGCCUGAUGGCCCUCAACCAGGACUUCACCGACCACGGGCUGGGCCUCCUCCCCUUCGAGAACAAGACCAAGAGCCUCUGCCUCUACACAAACAAGACCGCCAACAUCCCGUGUUUUCAGGGAGGGGACAAACGGGCCACCGAAAACCUGGGACUGACCGCCAUGCACACCAUGUUUGUCCGGGAGCAUAACCGGUUGGCCACCGAACUGAAGAGGAUGAAUCCGCAUUGGGGUGGAGAGAAACUGUACCAGGAAGCCCGGAAGAUUGUGGACGCAGAGAACCAGGUCAUCACCUUCCGAGAUUAUUUACCCCUCGUCUUGGGCAACGAGUUCUACAAGCAGUUGCCGCUCUACACAGGCUACAACGAGUCUGUGGACCCCACCGUGGCCAACGUCUUCUCCUUGGCCUUCCGGUUCGGGCACGGCUCCAUCCCUCCCUUGGUGCCCCGCCUGGACGAGAACUUCAAACCCUUGGCUCCGUUCUUCUCUGCUCCGCUUCACCUCACCUUCUGCGCUUCGUGGAGGAUACCUAUGGAAGGUGGCAUCGACCCACUUGUCCGCGGCAUCCUGGCCGACCAUUCGAAGCUGAUGAAGCAGAACCAGAUGAUGGUGGAGGAGCUUCAGGAGCGGCUCUUUGAGCAGACAGAACACAUCGGCCUCGACUUGGCUUCCUUGAACCUGCAGCGGGGAAGGGACCACGGCUUGCCAGGGUACAAUGCCUGGCGGCGCUUCUGCGGCCUCUCUGCUCCGAGCAAUGAGGCCGAGCUUGCGGUCGUGAUGCGCAACCCCAGGCUGGCCAAGAAGUUCAUGGACCUCUACGGGACGCCAGAGAACAUCGACAUAUGGGUGGGGGGCAUGGCGGAGCCCUUCGUCCCCUACGGCAGGGUUGGCCCCCUCUUGGCCUGCCUCAUCGGGAACCAGUUCCGAAACGUCCGGGAUGGAGACAGGUUCUGGUGGGAGAGGGACGGGGUCUUCACCCCACAGCAGCGCCGGGCCCUCAGCCGCCACUCCUUCUCCCGCAUCAUCUGCGACAACACCCACAUCACCGAGGUGCCCCGCGACGCCUUCAAGAGGAACCACUACCCCAGCGAUUUCGUCAACUGCCGGGAAGUCCAAGGGCUCGACCUCUCGGCGUGGAGAGAGUAGCGGGAGGAGCGGAGA